GUAGGAAGUUCUCGCGUUAGGGGAAGGUAGAGAUUUCCGCUUCCGGUGUCAUGGACGGUUCCUGGUCUGAAGGUGUGCCUGCCGCAGUCGGCGGGAAGAGGCAGCAGUUCGGGAGCCGGUUCCUGAGCGAUCCGGCGCGCGUCUUCCACCACAAUGCCUGGGACAACGUGAAGUGGUCGGAAGAGCAGGCCGCGGCGGCGGAGAGGAAAGUCCAGGAGAACAGUACCCAGCGGGUGUGCCAGGAGAAGCAAGUUGAUUAUGAGAUCAAUGCCCACAAAUACUGGAACGACUUCUACAAAAUCCAUGAAAAUGGGUUUUUCAAGGAUAGACAUUGGCUUUUUACUGAAUUCCCAGAGCUGGCACCUAGCCAAAACCAAAAGGAUUUGCUCUCAGAGAACAAGAGGAGUGAAGUACCUGAAUGUAGAAGUGAGGAUGGACCUGGUUUAACAACAGAACAGCAUGGAUGUUCUUCAGACAGCCUUGGUGGACAUAAAACACAGCUGCCUCCUGUGGAGGAGAAUGUAACUCAGACACUCAGUCACCUGGAAAUCUGUGCUGAUGAGUUUCCUGGAGCCUCAGCCACUUACCGAAUACUCGAGGUUGGUUGUGGUGUGGGAAACACAGUCUUUCCAAUUUUACAAACUAACAAUGACCCAAGACUCUUUGUUUACUGUUGUGAUUUUUCUUCCACAGCUGUAGAACUGGUCCAGACAAAUUCAGCAUAUGACCCUUCUCGGUGUUUUGCCUUUGUUCACGAUCUGUGUGAUGAAGAAAAGAGUUACCCAGUGCCCGGGAAUAGUCUUGAUGUCAUCAUCCUUAUAUUUGUUCUCUCGGCAAUUGUUCCAGACAAGAUGCAGAAGGCUAUCAACAGGCUGAGCAAGCUUCUGAAGCCUGGAGGGGUGAUGCUUCUGCGAGAUUAUGGCCGCUAUGACAUGGCUCAGCUUCGGUUUAAAAAAGGUCAGUGUCUGUCUGAAAAUUUCUAUGUGAGAGGUGAUGGCACCAGAGUUUACUUCUUCACACAAGGUAUGAAAGCCUCAUCUUUGUUUAUACUGACAGCCCCCACAACACCAGAUAAAUGUUGCUCAAGGUGCUUUCAGAGGAGAAAUCAUCUGACCCCUCCUACCUUUCGCAGCCUCUUCCCUUCCCCACCCCUCACCCCUACUCUCAGCCAACCUGAACCACUCACUGUUCUCCAGAUAAACUCAGCCUAUCCAAGCCUUCCGCUCCCCACUUUGCUCUUCUGCUCGCUCCCCAUCCUCUCUGUCACUUUAUCUAAAACAGGAAACCUGUCUAUUUUGCAAGACUCCACUGCAGCUGUUUCAGCCUCUAAGCUGAGUUGUACCUUAGGUGCACCUGAGAUAGCGUAAACUCAUUGCUCCCAUCAGCUGAGUCUUAGAGAAGCUCUCCCUGUGGAUUCCAGCCCUUCACACACGGUUGGCCUUCCCCUACCUAAAUGCUGUUACCAAGCUACUACUGCAUUUAUAACUGAACAGUGCUGUCCAAGCCACUUAAACCCUAUAGAUAAGGACAUAAUCUCAGAGCCCUGUUUAACAUCUAGAUGGUAGACACGGGAAAAUACGUAAACAUCUCUUUUCCAAACUAGAUGAACUGGACACGCUUUUCACUACUGCUGGACUGGAAAAGGUUCAGAACCUGGUGGAUCGCCGGUUGCAAGUGAAUCGGGGGAAACAACUGACAAUGUACCGAGUUUGGAUUCAAUGCAAAUAUCGCAAACCUGUUCUGUCC
This is a messenger RNA of Vicugna pacos (alpaca), 1746 nucleotides long. The record is from RefSeq and is a predicted model, not a curated record. NCBI's taxonomy places the organism in Eukaryota, Metazoa, Chordata, Mammalia, Artiodactyla, Camelidae.